AUGCCUUCUAGAAGAAUACCACAGGUGCUACUCCUUGGAAGGAUUGAGCUCAAGAGCUUGCUCAGAACUCGAGGGCAUUUGAGAUUAUCGAUUUUGGUAGACGGUGAUGAGGACCUGCAGCUUCCUUCCCAGCCUCGUCCAAGGCAGCCACGCAGGCCGAUAAUAGCAAGGCAACAGCAUACAUAUCUUAUACCGUCCAGUCAUGUCGCAACUAUACCGAAACUCCCCACAUCGCUACAUCGCAUCUCAACUGUAAAAACACCUCAAGUGACAUCUGGUCUCCUACAACACCAAUUUAUAUUUAAGAGCAGGUUUCACAGCACGCCCCCUGCAAGAAAGACGCUAUUGAUUGGGGCUCUAUCAAUAGGCUUUUAUAACUCUCUGAGGACCAUUGUCACUGCUAUGCCUGUAUUGUGGAAGUGGAACUUUUUCAAACGCUAUCCGAAAACAAUGUGGAGUCUUGUUGGAAUAGCUGGUGUUUCAACGCUUGGUUGGGUUUUGUUAUCUUAUGAACAACAUCCCCUAACACAACGAGGUAGAUUCAUGUUUGUCGAUGAGCCUACUGAGCUAAAGAUUGCAGAGACAUUCUAUCGUGACUUCGUCGCAAAGCAUAUAAAUCGAUUCCUCCCAGCUACACAUCCCGAUUUCAUAAGAGUCAAGCAAGUAGCUGAGAGUAUCGUAACAGUUGUUGGACCAGUACGUGAUUGGGAGUUGUUUGUUGUAGAUGAUUUGUCAGUGUCAAACGCAUUCGUCAUUGCCACCGGCAAGAUAUUUGUAUAUCGUGGCUUGCUUGUUGAUUGCCCCACGCAAUCACAUUUGGCUGCUGUAUUGAGUCAUGAGAUCGCACAUGUCUUGUCUAGGCACGCUGUGGAAAAGAUGGGCUUCUCUCAAUUAUCUCGUAUAUUAUAUGACAUGCUGCAUUCGGCCCUCUACACUCUUAGCGUCAACCUCCCAGUAGUCAGUGAUAUCCUCGGAAGGACAGUAGAUGCUAGUGAACAAGUCCUAUCGCAACUCCCAUACUCUCGAAUGGUCGAAACAGAAGCAGAUACCAUAGGAAUCUAUCUCAUGUCAAUGGCAGGAUACGAUCCACGAGCAUCUGUAGAUUUAUGGGAAAGAUGGGCUCUAGCUGAACAGGCUUCUUCUAUAAAGGAUCGAAACUCUGACGCUCCCACUAUACGACUACCUGAAUUGUUAUCCGAUCAUCCGUCACAUGGUAAUCGGGCAAGAGAUCUGAGGGAUCACGUAGCUGGGGCAUUGAAAAUAUAUGAUGCUAGGAAUCAGUUGCAGGAAGCUUUGCAGAAGGAACUUGGGAAUGCUGUAAAGCCAUUAGCGAGUCAGGAUCCUGCUGCCGCCAGUAAUGUCGCUUCUACGAUAAAGAGUCUCACUAUAGAUGAGGUUGAUAGAGCCUUGUUCCGAGUAUUAGAAGAUCACAUAACGAGUCAGCCGUUCUGGUGGGCUUCGGAUAUCGGCCGUCAAGACAUCUUAGAGAAGAGUCUUUCCAUAUCGAGUCUGAAGAGUGAGGAAUCAAAGAAGGAUAAGAAGCCGUCACAGCUUGAGUAUCUUUUGAACACUAUUAGGUGGAUUUCCCUACCAAGCAAGGCGUGA
Messenger RNA from Synchytrium microbalum, 1605 nucleotides. RefSeq lists its product as uncharacterized. The coding region runs from base 1 to 1605 and encodes 534 amino acids. The record is from RefSeq and is a predicted model, not a curated record. Gene Ontology annotation, biological process: protein quality control for misfolded or incompletely synthesized proteins; mitochondrial protein processing. Gene Ontology annotation, molecular function: metalloendopeptidase activity. The transcript has 5 exons. NCBI's taxonomy places the organism in Eukaryota, Fungi, Chytridiomycota, Chytridiomycetes, Synchytriales, Synchytriaceae. Gene Ontology annotation, cellular component: mitochondrial inner membrane.